AUGGCAUCUGCAGACAAACUCAUCGAGGCCCUCCAAGGCCUUGACGCAAAUGCUUUCGCCAAUGAAGCCGAGCGUGUUCGUGCCCUAGAUGCCCUUGCCUUGGCUGUCAGCAGAGUCCAGAAGCCAUGGGACACCGUCUGGCAUCACUGCUGGGUGAACCCAGCCACAAAUGCCUGUGCCAAAACGUUGAUCGAUGCUGGUGUUUUCCACAAGUGGAUUGAGACUGGUGGUCAGGAAAAAACUUCUGCUGAACUGUCUGAACUUACCAACACUGACCCAAUACUAAUUAGACGUAUGAUUCGACAAAUCUCUGGCCAAAACCUCGUCAUUGAGACGGCUGAGGAUACCUACAAACCUACACCCUGGGUCCGCGCUUUGACUGCCGAUCCAGCCCUCGCCAACGUCUAUGGCGGUCUCUCAGACUUUGUCAACGCUCCCAUGUUUAGAACAUUGCCGUUUUACCUCAAGAAAAUUGGGUACAAGAACCCCACAGACCCUAAUGACUGUAACUGGCAGUUCAUGAAGGGCAAGCAGGAGAAUCUGUUCCAAUCACUCGGUGCAGAUCCUGUUGCUGCUAGGGAGUUCAAUGAUGCGAUGGAGAGUCACUCCAAGUACAACCUUACACCUUGGGUUGAAGUCUAUCCCACUGAGACACUGGUCGCCGACUCCAAGCCUGAUCGACCAUUGGUAGUUGACGUUGGUGGAAGUAAGGGACAUGACUUGACUAAGUUUCACUUGCGCCAUCCCGAUAUUCCACACGGCAGCCUGGUUCUACAAGACUUACCCGACAUUCUUAGAGAGCUUACCAUCGCGGAAACUAUCUCGGUGCAUCCCCACGACUUCUUCACUCCCCAACCAGUCAAGGGCGCCCGUGCUUACUUUAUGCACAACGUGUUACACGACUGGGAAGACAAGCAGGCUAAGGAGAUCCUCAAGCACCUUGCUGAUGCUAUGGAGCCUGGUUACUCCAAGCUUCUUAUCCACGAGAGCUUAAUCAGCACUAUCAAGCCACAUGCACGUGUUACAACGUCUGAUAUUACCAUGAUGGCUUGUCUAGGUGCCAAGGAGAGAACUGAGGUUGAGUGGAGGCAAUUAAUUGAGAGCGCCGGAUUGAAGGUACUGAAGAUUUGGAGACCACUUCAGUCGGUGGAAAGUGUCAUUGAGGCUGAACUGGCACGGGACCCGACAGAAUAA
Fusarium pseudograminearum CS3096 is the source of this 1194-nucleotide messenger RNA. RefSeq lists its product as uncharacterized. The record is from RefSeq and is a predicted model, not a curated record. Lineage: Eukaryota; Fungi; Ascomycota; Sordariomycetes; Hypocreales; Nectriaceae. The coding region runs from base 1 to 1194 and encodes 397 amino acids. Gene Ontology annotation, molecular function: O-methyltransferase activity. The transcript has 2 exons.